CGGCCAGAGGCUCUUACUGGACGGGAGCGACGAGGGAGAGACCGGAGGGACGGAGGGCGUCAGGACAGGACAGGAGCGCAAGUCUCCGCCGCAUCGCUCCCCAGCCUCGACCCUGGAAGAGCUGCGGUGCUGAGCUGAGCUGAGGAAAGAAAACCGUUCAGAGAGAACCGGCGUUCAGCGAGAUCGGGAGGAAGACGAACGAGGAGACGCUCUGAACGAGAGGAGCUGAAGAGAAUCAAAUCACAUCUGAGGAAUUAUCAUCGCCACGGUCAGGCUGAACCAGGAUCUGUGGACUUUUCUUUGCCUUUUGCUUGUUUUUUUGUUUUUUUAAUCCUCUCUGUUUUUGUGAUUCCUUGAAGCUGAAUCUUUUCGCUCAGCCGUGAAAGUCUCCGUAAUGUUUGUCCGCGGCGUCUGCCUGAGAGAUAAAAAGCUCCGGACUCUUUUUUCUUUGUAAACGUUUGUUUCGCCAACUUUGAGAGAAGCCCUGGGAGUCGUGGGGGAUUUUUUUUUUCCUCCACCACUUUUAACUUGCGGCUCUUUAAAUGAGCGGUUUUGUAUAUCUCUUAUCUCCCUCUGUCUUUCCCUGAUAACGUUUAUUUCUUCCCGUAAAAACUAAGAGAAGGCAGCGACUGUUUCUCAGCCCGGAGCCAGUAAAGCAUUUGCAUUCUGGUUCGGCUUUCACCAGAAGGACAAGUCCUUCCUUGUGUGUCUUACAGAGUGUGUGUUUGUGUGGCCAGAGUGUCCCUCUGUGAUACUACGUCGUGUUUCGGGGGACAAUAACCGACCCUGUGUGUCUCCCCUGGGAAAAUGGGAUCAGAAAAGGACUCGGAGUCGCCUCACUCCUCUGUGAGCGGCGUCCCCAACCCUAAGUGCCGUGCGGCGGGCAAACGCCAGGGCCGCAUCUCCUUCCACAACUUCUUCCACAGCAAACGGGGGUCUCGGGGUACCCGGCCCCCCAAGGGAGGGGCCGCCCCCCCUUCAUCGCAUCACCACCACGCGCAACAGCAGCUGCUCCCGUCCUCCCUGGGCUCAGCGCCGGCGGCGGCCUCAGCGACGCCCACAGCGACGACCACCGCCGCCGCCACCACAGCCGCCACGACCCCCCAGGACGCCGCCUCAAGCACCCCCUCGAAGCCGCUCUCCUCCAGCCAGCCGUCCCUGGGUGGAGCCACGUCCUCCGGGGAGGCCAACCUCCUGGAGUGCCCCCUGUGCCUGGUGCGCCAGCCCGCCGACCAGCUCCCCGAGCUGCUGGGCUGCAGCCACCGCUCCUGCCUCUGCUGCCUGCGCCAGUACCUCCGCAUCGAGAUCACCGAGAGCCGGGUCCAGCUCAGCUGCCCCGAGUGCGCCGAGAGGCUGGCCCCGCGGCAGGUGGCCGACAUCCUGGACGACGCGGCCCUGCUGGACAAGUACGAGGAGUUCCUGCUGAGGAGGUGCCUCGCCUCCGACCCGGACUGCCGGUGGUGCCCGGCGCCGGACUGCGGGUUUGCCGUCAUCGCCUCGGGCUGCGCCAGCUGUCCCAGGUUGGUUUGUCGGCGAGAAGGCUGCGGCGCAGAGUUUUGCUACCACUGUAAACAGGCCUGGCACCCCAACCAGACCUGCGACUCGGCCCGUCAACAGAGGGCGCAAUCCCUGCACACCCACAGCAACCACUCGCCCAGCUACACCCAGGAGCAGGGCCCCGCUGACGACAUCAAGCCGUGUCCUCGCUGCGGCGCCUACAUCAUCAAGAUGAACGACGGAAGCUGUAAUCACAUGACCUGCGCCGUCUGCGGCUGCGAGUUCUGCUGGCUCUGCAUGAAGGAGAUCUCCGACCUGCACUACCUCAGUCCAUCUGGCUGCACGUUCUGGGGGAAGAAGCCUUGGAGCAGGAAGAAGAAGAUCCUGUGGCAGCUGGGCACUCUGAUCGGAGCUCCGGUCGGCAUCACGCUCAUCGCAGGCAUCGCUGUCCCCGCCAUGGUCAUCGGCAUCCCGGUUUACGUCGGCCGCAAGAUCCACGCCCACUACGAGCUGAAGAAGUCCUCUCGCCACAGAAGGAAUUUGGCCAUCACGGGGGGCGUGGCCCUGUCAAUCAUCACGGCCCCGGUCAUCGCGGCCGUCUCCGUGGGCAUCGGCGUUCCCAUCAUGCUGGCCUACGUGUACGGCGUCGUGCCCAUCUCCCUGUGCAGAGGAGGCGGCUGCGGCGUGAGCAGAGGGAAGGGACGAGGCGUGCGGAUCGACUUCGACGACGACGAUGGACCGAUCACAGUGGCGGACGCGUGGCGAGCCCUCAAGUCUCCGAGCCUCGGGGAGAGCAGCCUGGACGGGGCGGUCAGCGGCAUGAGCACCACCUCCCCCAGCGAGGGGCUGUCCGUGGCCCCGGGGGCUCUGGGCGACACCCCCCACUUCAACACCCUGGCCGGUGGCGCUCUGGGGACUCGCACCAGCAAGUACAGCAGGCUGGAGGUUCAAGCAGGGGAGCUCGCUAAAGAGUCAGCCCAGAGAGAGACAGGCAGCCUGGGAGCAGGAAGCGACUGUGCCAGCACCCGAGGAAUGGCCGGAUCCAUCAUCUCCUCCUACACUCUACCUGACAGGGAGUGCACCAACCUGGAGAUCCAGGUGGACAUCGAGACCAAACCCAGCCAUCUCUGCCUGACCAGCGAAGAGGACCUGACCCCGCACCCAGGCUCCGCUGCCAUGGCAACCGCCUCAGGAGGGGAGGAGCCCCAGGACUGCAGCUCCAGGAGGGGCGGGGCUCUGUCCGGCUCGGCGCUGGGACUGUCGCCCGGGGCGUCCCUCAGGGAGGGGCUCAGAGACGUGACCCUGGCUCAGCCGGAGAGCAUCCGCAGCGACCUGGAGAUGUCCGACACGCAGUCGGACGACAUCGCCGAGCUGACGUCCGACGACUGCGACUCGCCCCGCCCCAAGAGCUGCCACCCGGCGGGCGGCCAGCAGCCCCCGUCCUGCCGAGCCCUGAACCCCUCCACCGAAGGCCUUCACUGUCCCGCGGACAGCAGCGUCAUCCUCUACGUCUGAGACAGCUGCAGCUCUCAGGAUCGCACAAGAGAAACUAACCAUCCAUUUCCCCCCGGACAUUUCCAUUUUAACUCCGCCCCCCCCCUUCACAGCUUUGUUCCCCCCUCGUCAUCUCUCGUUUGCUGCUUCUCACAGACACCGUCUUAAAACACAGACAGCGUUUGUUUACUUUUGUCUGUCUGUCUUAUUUUUCUACCUGCCAAUCUUCUCUCCGAGUAAAUUGUCAGGGCUCUACCUCUGAGAUUUAUAAGAUGAUGAUUUAUGUUUACUCCUUGGUGCAAAAUGCCUUGGCUGCUUAAGCAAAAAAAAAAAAAGAAAGAAAGAAAGAAAGAAAGGAAAUAUAAGAGGAGGUACAAAUUUUCCACGAGAAAUAUUGCAAAAUAGAAAUUAUGAAAUAAGGUGAAAUGUCACCAAGCACAGCAGAGAGAGAAGAGGAUUGUUGGGAUGUUUGCCGAGGACGGAGGGGAUGUUUAUAACAAGUGUGUGAAUGAAUGUGGACUUUGUACUGAAAUAUUGUGGCUUUAUUUUCCUUUUCCUCCAUCUAUUUAUAUUCAGACGACCUUGAAAUUGUAUUAUUUUGCCGCGCGCAUGAGUCUGCAUGAGCCGUUCCUCGUCUGGAAGGGUUAAGAGGGCAGCGAGUUUCUGUUACACUGGUGAAAGUUUACUUCAGAGGACGGAACUGCACUUGAAUCUCAGUUUCCCCCGCACAGAGGAGGAGGAGGAGGAGGAGGAGGAGGACGAUGGACAUAGGGACAAAAGCAAAACAAAAAAAAGGUCCAUGCUGCAGAAAUAUAAGACAGAGUUCUGACAGUGACACGUGAUUGAGUUGAGAUUUAUUAAAAAUCUUAAUCUCAAACAUGCAGAAAUCAAAAAGUGCUGCUGGUUUUCUAGGAUUUUUUAAUUUUUUUUAUUAUUAUUAUUAUUUUUUUAGUCAACUCAUACAAGCCUGUUAUAACGUCAAGAUGAAACACUUGAAACUUGAAACCACUCUGGAGGAGCUGCAUGAAAGCGAGAGGCGAUGCAGUCGCGCUCCGGUGUCUUUAUACUGAAUGAUAAGCUCGUUAAAACAGCAGCAUUGAUUCCUGGUUCAGAUUGUUUUGGGAAAUAGGAACAAAAUCUACAAUGCAGUAUUGAAAAAAGAAAAGAAAAAAAAAAGCACAAUUUAAACUCCACUAACUGUUCUUUUACAAAACUUUAAACUACCUUGCACUGUUUUUUUUUUUUUUUCAGUUUUCAUUUUGAGAGCAAAGCAGAGGAAACCCUGAAGAUGUGGAAUAAACCAGUGAUGUGUUAUAAUGGGCUAUUUGCCAUAAUACAUUACUGAUUUAAAAAAAACCUUAUACUGGGCUCAGACUACAGGAGUUUCGACUAGACGUGUCGCUCACCGUUACGACCUGCCUCUUCCUCAUGACCGAGCCUCAGAGUUACAAAUAUGAAUGUUUCAUUUCAGUGAAUUAGACUCAGAAAUGCAAACGGACGAUGGGUCUCCUCAGCCCAUGCGUCACCUCUAUUGCCACUACGAAGCCUGUGUGGAUGCAGAGGCAUGUAACAGUCCUGCAGUGAGCUGCAACCAAUGAUUAUUUUCAGCCAUUAACUAAAGUAAUCAGAAAAGCCCAUUUUAAUUCCCCCUAGUAGAGCCUAAAAGUUGACGCUGCAUUAGUCUGGAAAAUACCAGAAUGUUUUAUUCAAAGCUGAAUAUUUCCCACCCGCUGGCCACUGUCAGAACUCUCCGUGUUUGUUUCUGGUUGUUUGCCGACACUUGCCGACCAACGCGACCGCCACCUGUCGUGGUAGUUGUGUGUUCGUAUUAACUGGCUCUCACUUGAACGUUGCGUGAAUGAGUGAACUCCUGUUGAAUGUAUUUCUGUGUCCCACUGUGUUGUUGUUGUUUUCGUUUGUUCUGUUUCUGAAUGAGCACUUGUGCACUUUAUCUGAAUUGACCUUAUUUAUCCUUUGUUUUUGUUUUUUUGUUUUUUUUUUUGUCGCUGUUCAUUGUCUCUUGCUAUGAGUGAGGUUUUACUUGAGUUGCAUACAAAAAGUCUGUGGUACAACCAAAUGAAAUCACCUACCAGAGGGCCUUUUAUGUUGGAUGUAACUAAGUAAGAGUUUGGUUCCAAAACAUUUUGAAAAUCAUUCAGUAUUUUUUAACGUGUUUGUUUUUAUAAUACAUUUUGUGAUGCAAGUACUGUAAUUAUCUUUAUGUUUUUCUAUUAAUUUAUGUUGUACUAAUUCUUUUCUCUUUCUUUUUUUUUUUUGGACAUCUCAUUUUGGAGCCAAACACUUGAAUUAUUGAUGCCGAUAAGCUUUUCUUAAUCAUAGCCUGACUUGUUUCUUAGCUUUGUAUCACCUCUGUGCUUCUGUUUAAAAGACAAAAAAAAAAAAAAAAAAAACUAAAAAAAAAAUGUAUUAAAAGGGUUCCCACCAGGUUUUUACUUUCGCCUGGAGGGAAUCAACCCGGGAGCCUUUUUUUUCCAUCUCAGAGUAGCUUUAUGGAUUUCGCUGCUUACGUGACUUGGCAGUGCUUCGUUUGGUCUGCACUUAUCACUAGUUUCUGCCUGCCUGCCUGUGAGAAAACACACGAAUGUACCACGGACGGAAACCCGAAACUUCCUGGAUGAGUGUUAGUGGAUGGAAAAAUGUCCCGUUAGGAACACAGGUGGUUCUGUCCUUAUUUGAAGAGGUUUAGAGUUUAUAGAUAGCAAUAUUUAAGUGUUAUUAAACUGUUUGUGUAUUUCCUGUCACUGUCGAAGCCCUGAUCCCGUGUGGGGUUUGUACAUGCAGGACUGUGAAAGACAACUUGUGGAGCUUUGGGGUGGACAAAUAAAUAAACACAAUCCGAUGUUGCACCAAA
Molecule: messenger RNA, 5863 nt
Organism: Mugil cephalus (flathead mullet)
Lineage: Eukaryota; Metazoa; Chordata; Actinopteri; Mugiliformes; Mugilidae
Gene: rnf19b
Product: ring finger protein 19B
Exons: 10
Coding region: 808-3012 (734 amino acids)
Biological process (GO): positive regulation of proteasomal ubiquitin-dependent protein catabolic process; ubiquitin-dependent protein catabolic process; protein polyubiquitination
Cellular component (GO): cytoplasm; ubiquitin ligase complex
Molecular function (GO): zinc ion binding; ubiquitin protein ligase activity; ubiquitin conjugating enzyme binding
Source: RefSeq, a predicted model, not a curated record